Gamsiella multidivaricata is the source of this 3792-nucleotide messenger RNA. Its product is annotated as armadillo-type protein. The transcript has 8 exons. Gene Ontology annotation, cellular component: nucleus. Gene Ontology annotation, biological process: SCF complex assembly; protein ubiquitination. The record is from RefSeq and is a predicted model, not a curated record. NCBI's taxonomy places the organism in Eukaryota, Fungi, Mortierellomycota, Mortierellomycetes, Mortierellales, Mortierellaceae. The coding region runs from base 1 to 3792 and encodes 1263 amino acids.
AUGGCCUUGAAUGAUCUCAUUACAGAGCUCCAGAGCCCUACCUUUCAGCUCGAAGAAUCGACAGAAAAGAAAGUCGUGGAUAAAGUUCUAGUCUUGAUGAAAGACAAAAACGGAGAGGUACAAAACCAGGCAGUGAAGUGCCUUGGGUCUCUUGUAAAAAAAGUUCAGGAGGCACAGCUACAGCAGAUUGUCGAUAACCUGUGCGCAUAUGUAUCCCAGGAUAAGGAGGACUUGCGUGAGAUUGCCAGCAUCGGUCUCAAGACGGUCAUUGUUCAAGUGCCUGUGAACUCGGUGGUUGCAGUCAAUGUCUGCAAGCGUCUAGUGCCUCGGCUUUUGUCACAGCUUGAGAGUUCCAACUCGAGUUAUGAUGCCCAGAUGGACGCAUUGGAUAUUCUCAGCGAGGUACUUCUCAGAUUCGGCAACAUUCUCGCCACCACCAACCUCCAGAAGCAGACUGCAAACACAUUGUUCACUCUCUUGGGUCAUUCUCGCCCAGCCUUGCGCAAGAGAGCCACCUUGGCUAUUGGUCACCUCGUGGCCCAUGUGCCAGACGAUAUCUUUGAGGACCUCUUGAAGAAGAUCCUCAACGGAUUAGAAACCUCUAAAAAUUCGCCCGACCGCCUUCGAACCUACAUUCAGGUCACUGGCACAAUCAGUCGCUCCAAUGCGCCGCGCUUCGGCAAGUUCCUGUCUGGCGUCGCUCCUUCAGUCAUCAAAUACACCGAACUGGAUGACGAUGAGCUGCGUGAGAACGCUCUUCAGGCUCUGGAGGCAUUCGUUCUGCGCUGCCCCACCGAAAUCUCCUUAUAUAUUGAUACCAUCAUUGAUCUCAGCCUAAAGUUCCUUCGUUACGAUCCCAACUAUGACGAUGGAGACGACAUUGAUGACGAUGAGGAUGAGAACAUGGACAGCGACAAUGAGGACGACGAGGACGAGGAUGAUGAUGGCGACUAUUCGGAUGAUGAUGACAUGUCUUGGAAGGUUCGUCGUACAUCUGCCAAGUUGCUCUCUGCCAUUAUCGGCACCCGCCAGGACUUGCUUGGACAGCUGUACGCCACCAUUGCACCCUCACUGAUCAGCCGUUUCAAGGAACGCGAGGAAACUGUGCGCGUGGAGAUCCUGCAGACAUUUAUUACUCUCCUUCGCCAGACCAACACGUACGGCGGUGCAGAAUAUGAGAUCGAUGUAAAUCUCGAAACCCUUACAAAGAGGCGUAAGGGAAGUCGCCCUGGAACUCCUAUUGAGACUGACCAGAGGUAUGACUUUGGAUUAUCAGACAAGAGCAGUCGUUUACAUUGUACUCUUUUGCGCAGUCAAGUGCCACGAUUAACCAAGAACUUGGCCAAGCAGAUGGUCUCUAAGUCUGUGCAGACACGCGUUUCUGGAUACAUUCUUCUCAAGGAGCUCGUCACGGUUUUGAAGGGUGGUCUAGAAGCCUCAUAUAUGCUCUUUGUCCCGUCCAUCCAGCAGUCGCUUUCGACCGCUUCGCAAAACGAUCACCAUCACUUGGGCACCAAUUCCAAUUUAAAAAUCGAGGCACUUGGAUUCUUACGCAGCCUUUUCCGUACGCAUGCCCCGGAAGUAUUCCAGAAGCAUCUUGACCAGCUCUGUCCGCCAGUCAUCUCGGCUAUUCAGGACAAGUUCUACAAGAUCUCUUCAGAGGCACUGGUUUGCUGUAUGGAACUCAUCAAGAUCGUUCGUCACAUGGACUUUGACGAAGAUGCCCAGAAGUAUUCCUACACCUCCUUGGACCCCUCCGCCAAGCCUUAUAUUCUCCAGAUCUACAAGGUGAUCUUACAGCGUGUUUCGACUGCCGAUGCCGACCAGGAAGUGAAGGAGCGUAGUAUUCUUUGCUUGGGCGUUCUCUUGUCGCGCGUCGGCGAUGAGCUCAAGGAGGAGCUGGUUGCCUGCUUGCCACUCUUACUGGAGAAGCUUCAAAAUGAGCUCACGCGCUUGAUGGCUGUGAAAACCUUGUCACAGAUCGUCGAAAGCCCUGUCUGUGCCGACGCUGAUAUCAAGGCCUCUAUUCUUCAAGCUGUCCCCGAAGUUGCGUCUCUCUUGAGAAAGAGUAACAGGCCCCUCAAGGUCGCCAGCCUUCACUUUUUGGAUGUCGCCAUUCGUCGGUAUACUUACGAUGAACUGCUCAGCGAGCUGAAGCCAUUGAUCACAGACGAGGAUCUUCAUCUCUUGCCCCUCGGCUUGACGUCUGUCGUGACGAUUCUGCACGCCAAUCCAUCUAGUAUUAACGUUGUUAAGCAGGAGAUUCUGCCCUCGGUUCUCAGACUCGUCAGGUCGCCAUUGAUCCAGGGGCAAGCGUUGGACAGUCUUUUGGCCUUGUUUGCAGCCCUUGUACGCACCAACGAUAAGGAAUUCCCAGGUUUGGUCAGCGGUCUUGUCGAGCCUGCCACUGCCCCUACCCCUGAGGGCCAGCUUGCUCUUUCCAAGCAGGCGUUCUCGACAAUCGCGCAGUGCAUCGCCAUCCUUUGCCUCAACUCUGACAAGAACAUGGAGAUGACAGUGGCCGAAUUUGUGAACAAGAUUGAGGCUCCUCAUACGCCCGAUUCGCUCAAAUACCUAUCCUUGAUCACUCUGGGAGAAAUUGGUCGUCGUGUCUCUCUGAAUGGUCAUGCUACGCUUCAUACGUCAAUUUUAGCCAUGUUCAAUGUUCACUCGGAAGAGAUUCGAUCUGCGGCUGCAUUCGCUAUUGGUAAUGUGAGCGCAGGCAACGUGAGCUUUUAUGUCCCCAUCGUCAUCCAGGAGAUCCAGAAGGAUCCCAAGAAGCGCUAUCUCCUUUUGCACGCGCUUAAGGAAGUCAUCACGCGCUACACCCAGAAGCAAGGUGGCCAGGAGUUGGAAGCACAUGCGUCGGAGAUCUGGAUUCUGCUGUUCGACAACUGCGAGAGCCAGGAGGAGGGCACCCGCAAUGUUGUUGCCGAGUGUCUUGGAAAACUUACUCUGACCAAUCCGUACAAGUUCUUGCCGGAACUCCAGGCUCGUUUGAGAUCAGAGUCCCCCCAGAUCCGUGGAACUGUCGUCUCCGCAUUCAAGUACACUUUCAUCGAUAACACUCGCAGUUACGAUGAACUCCUUCGACCACUCAUUGUCGAAUUCCUGUCUCUGAUGAAGGACCAGGAUCUGAACGUCCGUCGCCUCUCGCUUUCAACCUUGGAUUCUGCCGCACACAACAAGCCUUACCUGAUCCGCGAUGUCUUGAGCCAGUUGUUGCCUCUGCUCUACCAAGAGACGAAUGUGGUGGAGGAACUGAUUCAUAUCGUGGAGAUGGGGCCAUUCAAGCACAGAGUUGAUGAUGGUCUCGAGAUCCGAAAAAGUGCCUUCGAGUGCAUGUAUACACUUUUGGAGAAAUGCAGGGAUAAGGUGGAGAUUUUUGCAUUUAUCGACCGCAUUCUUGUUGGUCUUACCGAUCAGCCAGAUAUCAAGAUGCUCUGCCACCUAACGCUCGUACGCUUGUCAAUUGUUUCGCCUACUGCCGUUGCACAAAGAUUGGAUGAUAUGGUUGAGCCUUUGCAGACUACACUCAACUACAAGCUGAAGCCGACAGCUGUGAAGCAAGAGUUGGAGAAGAACCAGGAGCUCGUACGAUCAGCACUUCGCGCAAUUGCGUUCCUGUCCAAGCUUGCGGAUCCUGCCUUAACGCCCAAGUUUACACAGUUCUUGCACGAGGUCAGGGCCGGGCCCAACGCGUACGACCUGAACCAGUAUAUUGCCGAGAGCGAAAGCCGCGACGAUCUUUACUCAAGUAACUUUAAGAGCGAGGCCAUGGACCUCAGCUAA